AUGGAGAAGCCGCUCCUCGCUGCAGGAGGGAAGACCCGGAGCCCGGCCUCCCGCGCUACAUCCCUCCUGCUGUUGGCCCUGCUUCUCCUGAGGUGUUCAGAACGGGGUAGGAGAGUUAAUUUUGGUGAGAAGGAUGCAAAGGUUCCCAGGGCCUGGAGAGACGGAGUCAGGGGUCCUGGAGAAGAAACCUCUGGGGACUCAGACAGGCCCAAUCCUGAGCGAAGGUACGGAAUAGUAGGACUAAGCCAAGGCAUUUCUACUAAGCACCCGGAGACCAGCCCUAAAGACUCAAGAACAAGGGAAAAUUAUAUAACUGCAGAUGGAAGAACCGCUGAGGAUCACAUCACUGCAGACCCAGGGACCACUGAGGACCACAUCACUGCAGACCCAGGGACCGCUGAGGACCACAUCACUGCAGACCCAGGGACCGCUGAGGACCACAUCACUGCAGACCCAGGGACCGCUGAGGACCACAUCACUGCAGACCCAGGGACCGCUGAGGACCACAUCACUGCAGACCCAGGGACCGCUGAGGACCACAUCACUGCAGACCCAGGGACCACUGAGGACCACAUCACUGCAGACCCAGGGACCACUGAGGACUUAAUCACAGCAGACCCAGGGACCACAGAGGACUCCGUCACUGCAGACCCAGGGACCACCGAGGACUCCAUCACUGCAGACCCAGGGACCACGGAGGACUCCGUCACUGCAGACCCAGGGACCACGGAGGACUCAGUCACUGCAGACCCAGGGACCACAGAAGAUGAAAUCACAAAACAUGGUGACAUUCACCUUCUGUGA
This is a messenger RNA of Saimiri boliviensis boliviensis (Bolivian squirrel monkey), 804 nucleotides long. NCBI's taxonomy places the organism in Eukaryota, Metazoa, Chordata, Mammalia, Primates, Cebidae. The record is from RefSeq and is a predicted model, not a curated record.